Molecule: messenger RNA, 1598 nt
Organism: Entrophospora candida
Lineage: Eukaryota; Fungi; Glomeromycota; Glomeromycetes; Entrophosporales; Entrophosporaceae
Source: the annotation of a GenBank genome assembly
AUGGAAAUUGAUGAAAUUGCUAAUGAUAAUAAAUCUAAUACUUUCUCACUUGAUAGCAAACAGUACUGUACUCAAAAAAUUCAUCGCCUUCGAGUAUCUUUAAAAUUUACACAUGGUAAAGGAAGAUUCACUCAAAAAAAUGAAGUAAAUGUAUCAAGUUUAAAUGACGUCAGAGUUUUGCAUAUUGUAUUGUUUGAUACUGAACGUGCUUGGAGUUAUGCAAUGGAAUUGAAAAGAGAAUCAAGAUCUACCGGCGAUUUACGUAAAAAACAUCAUUUAAUUAGAAAAUUAAAAAAAGCAGAAAAAUGUGCCAAGCAAUUAGAACAUUUGUGCUCAAGAGAAAUCGGUAAAGUUGAUACUAGGACUGUGUUGGAGGCACAGGCAUACUCUUCUUUAAUGUCUGGAUAUUUGACAAUAUAUGAAAAAUUAUCUGCAGCUGGAACUUCACAUCAAGAAACUUUAUGUCAAUCUGCAAUUGAUGAUAUUGACCCAAAUAUUCGUUUUUGUGCAUUUAAAUUACGAUUAGGUACAGAUGUUGAAGAUCUUGUAAAGAUGACAUUAGGAAAAAAUAAAGGAGUUGGAUUAGAUUUAUUAGAGGCAGAAGUAGAGUCUGUGCUUACACAAUCUCGUCAACAGAAAGCAUCAUUCCUUAAUUCUAUAACUUGGCAUAAUCGUACUGUAUCUCUUAAAAAUACAGAUUUGGCAAUUUCCAUUUUAAAAGCUCAAGAUGCAACAAAAAAUCUUGAAAAUGCUUUAGAUUCAGAAGCUGAAGAUUCAACAAAAAUGGAAUUAUUUGAUGCACUUUUGGAAGCUUAUGGUGAUGCAGAAAAUUUUGCUAAAAAUGUUGUAAAGGAAGAUGCAGAAGCUACAGCAAAAGUCAAGUCUUCUAAAUCAGAAAAAUUGACAGCAGAUCUUAAUUUUGUUUAUGAUUAUGUGGCAUAUAAUUAUUUAUUCCAUAGAAUUCAGCGUAAUUUAAUGCUUGUGGAAACACUUAAACAUAAUUUAAAAAUUCAAGAACGUUCAGAUGCUAAAUUUUUUGGUGGAAAAUAUCAAGAAAUUGUUAAAUUAUAUGAUAAUGUUCUUCAGAGUUUAAAUGAGAUUAAUGAUCUUUCCGAAGUUCAAAUUAAUCUCAAUUUAUUACAAGAAAUUGAUGCAAAAACUUGGUAUUAUAAAGCAUGGAGAGUUCUAUAUGUAGCAUCAGCAUAUGCUGUUCUAAACAAAGAAUUAGAAGCUAUUUUAUUGUAUGAACGUGCUAGGGAAUAUAAUUCACAAGCAAAAGCAUCAUUAUCAAAAAUAACUUCUAAUAACAGUGGCAAUGAUGAUGAAAUUCUAAUUGUUACACAAAAAGAUGUUGAUGAAUUAGAAAAUCUGUUAAGAGCUCAUAAAUGUAAAGUACAUGCAUCACGAUGUCUUCAACAUGGUACUGUUCCAGAGAAUUUGGAAUUAAAAUUUUCGCCUAUUCCAGCAAAACCAUUAUUUUUUGAUAUAGCAUACAACUAUUUAGAUUUUCCAUCUAAUCUAUCACAAAGAGCCGGUCACAAACCAACAAAAGAGUCAGCCAUAUUUGGUGGAUUAUUUAAAAAUAUAUUGGGACAAAA